Molecule: messenger RNA, 974 nt
Organism: Gryllus bimaculatus (two-spotted cricket)
Lineage: Eukaryota; Metazoa; Arthropoda; Insecta; Orthoptera; Gryllidae
Source: the annotation of a GenBank genome assembly
AGGAGCCCUAAGUCCCUACCGGCAUAUAAUUCCAGGUUAUUUCCGCCAUGCAUGUUCAAGAAAAGUUGUCAGAGUGUAAUUAUAAUUUGAGUUAGUCCAACAGUGCGCUGCACUGUUCCGAGGGUGGCCUCUGUGAAAAUUAGAAUUCGGUAAAUGAUAUUCUCAAAUUGUGUUGAACCAGUACAUUACAAAUUUUCGUCAUAACAUGGACCAAAUUUAAAUAUUGUCGGAAAGUGUGGUUAAGAUAGAAAACGUAAAUAAAUUUUAAACAAGUGCCUUUUUUUUUUCAAAUUAAGUAUUUAGUAAAGAGUAAAAGUAUACUGUUUUAAGGUUCUGAAAUUCUAGAUCAUUGUAAGAAUACUAUAAAAGAUUAUUAGCAUUAUAUAAAUUUUCAUGAGUUUUAUUUUUACUCACAUUCAACAUGUAAAACCGGAACCUGAUGAUGAUCCUGCGGAGGUUGUAUUCUCUUUCACAGAGCUGCAACCACUAGUCGGUGUGUUUCUGGAUCCUGAGGAGGUUCCCAAGAGGAGAGUGAAGCAGCCAGACGACUGGGACCCUUUGGCCUUGGGCACUGAAAUUGUUCGUUGUAAAGUGAGACGUCUGCUGAUAGGCUACUGAAGGCGAGUGGUCGUACAGGCGGACGGAUAGACGCACGGACGGAGGACGAGCGGACGAAUAUUGAAAUACAAUGGUUUCUUUUAUAUUAAUAACAGGCGAAACAAUCUGGUAAUAAGCUUGACCGUUAGAAAGGCAUUUCUAUUAGAAUCGCGGGUAGACACUCGUGUUGUGUGUAUGUGAAUAAGUGAUUAAAAUCAGUCAAUGCCGUGACCCUGAGGUUGCUAAUUUGUCGUCCUCUCAUGCAGAGCACAUUCAUACGAAUUAUGACUAUCACGGAUUUCUUGUAUAAUUGAGUACAAUUCCUUGAGGAAAGCUGAUGCCCUUUUUAAUUUCUCACCUUUCGAAAUAGAGAAGGG